AUGGCCGAACCUCUGGCCAACCCCCUGCCCCAAAUGGGCGGCCACACGUCAUCCGUCGAGCAGGUCCCAUAUGCGGACCGCGGCCCGGCCGGGGUCGAGGGCUUUCGGCCAUACUUUCAGCAACACCAACUGUCCGAGGGCCCAAUGCAUGGAGCCGGUCCGGCGACGAUGAGCCAUGCUGCGGGCUACUUCCCGCCUCCGAUGCACCCCCAGGGUGGCGGAGCUGUAGCCUACGCCGGAGACCGGGCAUUCGAGUACAUGCCCAUGCCGGAUGCAGGCCCGCGCCAUGCCCCGGGCCCGGGGGGAUUCAGUGCCACUGGCCAGUCCCUGGCCGGGGUGCCUGGCGCCGGCGGCUUCAUGCAGCAUUUGGGCCCGGCGGAGGCGGCCAUCCAGCACUCGGGCCUCGAAAACAUGCCCGAGCGCCAGGCCGCCGGCCUGUCUCCCUGGGUCCGGAGUGGUGAUGAGGAAAUCGACCGGGCCGAUGCGGAAGCCGCGGCGGCUGUGCGUAGCGGCACAGCCGGCGCCCUUGGCCAAAUGCGACCCAUGAAAAGCUUCGUUGCGCCGACCUUUGCCAGUGCGGCGAGUUGUUUGCCCCUUCGCUUGCGAGCCGUGCGCUUCCACAAUCUCCAGUCUGGCGAUGUGUUCUUCGAGUCACCGGCCCCGGCGUCGGUGUUGCCGCCGCCGCUUGGCACCGCCGCCCCGCCACGGCUGAACUCCUGGCCCGAGCCGAGCGACAAGGGCUCGGACUCCGGGGCGCGCCCGGGCGCAGGCGACCAAGGUCCUGCGGGCGAUCAGACCGAUGCCCUGGACCCGGCCCACGGUUGGAUGCCUCGCAACCAGCUCUUUGUCUACACCUUUGCUCGAGAGGAAUUGGCCUCCGGCGGCAUGGACGCCGUGGCUGUAUCUUUGACCUUGGAGUCCGGCGAGAAGGGCUUUCGCAAUCUCCGCCUGAUUGAGACAUUCUUCCACCACCCGCGGGCGAAUGCUUCGUCCACCUCACCGAAGGCGGGUGCCAUGGCAAACCCGAAGUCUGAGCCCGACAUGACUGCGCCCGGAGGAGGCCCCGCCGCCGGCGCGGAUGACACGGCCACUGGGCCACCGCCGCGCGUCCUUCGGAGGUUCUCCUUCUCUCAUGGCCGAGUGCCACCGAAGGCUGUCCUGCGAUGGGACACUGUUUAUGAUAGCCUAGCACCCACCUUCGCCCAGUUGCUCGAGGCCCCUCACCUGCUGGCAGACGAUGAUGGAGAGAUCCGCAUCUAUGGGGACGCUUUCUUGUAUGAUGAGGAGGAGCUGAUUGCACACAACAAGUGUGUCGUCUCUCUGGCUCCAGAUCCCUCGCAAUCGAACCCCUUCGAUUUGGAUGUCUUCGAUGGCUGA
Messenger RNA from Fonticula alba, 1377 nucleotides. RefSeq lists its product as hypothetical. The record is from RefSeq and is a predicted model, not a curated record. Lineage: Eukaryota; Rotosphaerida; Fonticulaceae. The transcript has 4 exons. The coding region runs from base 1 to 1377 and encodes 458 amino acids.